AUGACACAGUCAUUUAAUUGUUUAAUUUUAAACACUAGUACUAUAAUUUCAAUUCCCAUUUUUAAUGAAGCCGAUAAAGUUAAUAAAAUGUUCAUUAUGUAUCAAGGUCAAAAGCUCCACGUGAGCAGCUUCUCAGUCGCGAUACUUAUUGAAUAUAUCUGUAAGAAAACUAAUAUUAAUUAUCCCGAUAUGAAACUCUGGAAAAUUAAUAAGAAGAAAGAAGAAAUCGAAAAUAAAAAUGUUCUUACCGGAGAAGACAUUGAAAAGGAACUUAAUGGGAAAGAAAUGGAACUGCAAAAAUUAUUCAAAACAUAUUUUAUAAAUGAAUUGAAUCAAGCUAAUAGUCAAGAUGAUGAAGAUGAUGAAGAUGAUGAAACUGCGGAGAAUAUUCAUAUUAUCGCAAUUUCUACCACUGAUACUGUUGCAAUUCCAGAAUCUAUUGAUGAUAAACUUGAAAAGAUGAGUUUAGAAUUUAGAAACGGAUUAGGAGAUGUGAGAACAGAAUUAGGAGAUAUGAGAACAGAAUUAGGAGAUGUGAGAACAAUUUUAGGCAAUAUAUAUGAAUUAUCAGCACGUUCUGAAGUAUCCAAGUUCCUGGGAUCACAUUACACCUCAAAAUUCGAAAUUUUUGACCUUAACGGUCUGGAAAAGGCGUUAUAUGAUUCUCAAGUGUAUGUUUCAUCAUAUCGUGUUCACAAACUCUCUGAUUUUAUUUAUACAAAAAAUAUGCGAGAUUGCCUUAAUUCAGCAAUAGAAUAUAUUCGUAAACUACCAAAUGACAAUAGUAAUUAUUUCAAGAACCUCCAACAACUUGCAGAUAAAGGGAAAAUUGCACUUAAGAAGUGGGAAUCUUUUGAGAACAAUUCAAAUAAUAAGACAUCUGAAAAAAAAUUAUAUCUGACGAAUACGCGCUCAUUAUGCAUUAUGCUAAUGACAUCAUAUGUAUUAGAUGUGAAGUUAGCUAUAGCUAACGAACAGGCCCCGUUCAAUACGAUCCUAGAUAUUGAUUUUCGAGGCAGAACAUCAGGCUCAGAUAUUUCAGAUGUCACAAUUGAGUUAGGGGAGAUUAAAUUGUCAAGCGGAAAUAAAGCAAUUAAAAAAGCCUACAGGCAAUUGUUAUUACGAUUAGCAGUCUUAAGUUUUGUAGUUGAAGCGAUGAAUAAAGAUGAAAAGAAUAAAGAUGAAAAGAAUGUCAAAGUCAAGUGUAGGUUAAUCGGCAAAAUUUUUGUUCCAAAAAUAUCUGAAAUCAGUAUUCAGCCUAGAUGGGCAGAUGGGAUUAAGUUCUCCAGUUUUGCUGAAUAUCAUGUAGAUAUUAUUAAAAUAGGGGAGAAACAUUAG
Rhizophagus irregularis DAOM 181602=DAOM 197198 is the source of this 1338-nucleotide messenger RNA. The record is from RefSeq and is a predicted model, not a curated record. NCBI's taxonomy places the organism in Eukaryota, Fungi, Glomeromycota, Glomeromycetes, Glomerales, Glomeraceae.